CGAACGAUAUAGUAUAUAUAAAAAAAAAAUACUUUUUAAAAAAUAUGAACGAUAAAAUAAUUAUGAAUAUGAUAGAGUAUUUCACUUUCCUUCGAGUGUUAUAGUGUUAAUUUGUAAAGAUCUACCAAAAUAAUUAGAUUAUAAGUUCAUUUAUUUUGCUUUAAUCUUAUUUUUUUCAUCUAGAAAAUUUUUAAGACGAGAGAUUUUUUUUGUUUUGUCUCUCAAUAUAUUUUCUUUACAUAACUUAGUGUUCACUAAAUUGAAGAAGAGCAAUAGAAUUUCAGUUUUUAAUAAUAGAAUAUCGAGAAAAAAAUGCGAGUCGUUGGAUUGAUUUCAGGUGGCAAAGAUUCUACCUUUAAUAUGAUGAAUUGUCAAGCUGAAGGACAUCAGAUUGUAGCUUUAGCAAAUUUACAUCCAGCUGACAAAGAUGAACUGGAUAGCUACAUGUAUCAAACUGUUGGACAUAUGGGAAUUGAAAAGUUUGCUGAAGCUAUGGAACUGCCUUUAUACCGAAAAACGACUUCUGGCAAAACAGCACAAAAAGGCAAAAAUUAUGAGCCAUUAGACAGUGAUGAUGAAGUUGAGGAUCUUUAUGAACUUCUCAAAGAAGUGAAAGAGAAAGAAAAUGUCGAAGCGGUUGCAAUUGGUGCAAUUUUUUCUGAUUAUCAACGUGUUAGAAGCGAAAAUGUAUGUUCACGUCUAAAAUUACAAGCUUUUACAUAUUUGUGGCGUCGGGAUCAAGCUGAGCUUUUACAGGAGAUGAUUGAUUGUCAUAUUGAUGCGAUAAUUAUAAAGGUCGCUUCACUGGGUUUAACGCCGGAACGACAUUUAGGGAAAUCGAUUCGAGAUAUGCAAGUACAUUUGGUAAAGAUGCAUGAAAAGUAUGGCUUAAAUAUUUGUGGAGAAGGCGGAGAAUAUGAGACUUUUACACUAGAUUGUCCCCUUUUCAAGAAAAAGAUUGUUAUUGAUGAUGAUCAAGUUGUAAUAAGCUCAUCAGAUCCUGUUUGUACUGUUGGAUAUAUUAAUUUCACAAAAAUUCAUCUGGAGCCAAAACUACCAUCAGAGUUUGGAAAUUAUGUGAUAAAGUCGUCUUUGGAUUUCAUAAGUGAACUGAAUUCUUCAUCAUACAGUGAUCUUAGCGAUCCUGAUUUGACUGAUACAGAGCUAGAGUUUAUUGAAAAAGGCAACUUUGGUAAGUUGUGUUCCUCAAAAAGUCUUCCAGAAACGUUUUCAAAAAGUCUUUGCUCCGAAGAAAUGAGACACUGCAGCAUCGAAGAUAUUCCUGAAGUUAAAUUUGAAUAUGAAACGGAAAAACUUCAAAAUGAAGCACAUCUUGUAUCUAAUUCAAAAGGUUGGCAUUGGAUUUCGAGUAUUCAUGGCGAAGGAAAGACAACAUAUGAUGGAAUUAAUGAUGCAAUGAGACGACUGGAUGAAAUAAUUCAACAAAACUCAAUAAGACUUCAAGAUCUCUGCUAUAUUACGCUUUACGUACGAAACAUUGAUGAUUAUGAAGUUCUUAAUGAUGUGUAUAGUGCGAAACUGAAUUUUCAAAAUCCACCUCCCCGCGUUUGUGUUGAAACAUGCUUACCCGAAAAAUGUCACGUCAUAAUGGAAGCAGUUGCAUUUAAGAGCGGUUUAAAUAAUGUCAAUGAGGCUGAUUAUAAGCGACAAUCAAUGCACGUCCAGGGAAUAUCUCAUUGGUCGCCUGCAAACAUUGGUCCUUAUUCACAAUCAACAAGUAUAGGAGAAAUCACAUACAUCAGUGGACAAAUUGGUCUUAUACCAGGCAACAUGAAGAUAAUAAAUGGUGGUAUAAAGAAUGAAUGUAAACUUACUCUUCGACAUAUUAAUAGAAUUGCAAAAGCGAUGAAUUCUAAGGGACAGUUAAGAGACGUUGUACAAGGUGUUUGUUUUUUAACUCAUCCUAAUUAUAUCUCGGAAGCUCGUCGACAAUGGGAACGUCGAUCAGCAAAUGCUAUUAUGGAUUAUAUAGUUGUUCCGGCUUUACCAAGAAAGUCACUAGUAGAGUGGCAAGUUUGGAUACACAACUACAACAACAAAUUUGAAUAUGAAGAAACCGGCUGCUCAAUUAACAAUCAAUAUGUUCUUUCUCUAAGACGCCGUUGGAAUUAUGAAAACAAUUGUGCUGCAGUUAUUUGUUACGUUUCAACUGGACAAACAACAUCUUCAACAAAAUUGACUGAUAUGAUGGAAGAAUGGAAACAACAUCAUGAAGAAUUAACAAAAAAACUCUCACAAAGUCAUGUAUUGGAAGUCAUGAAAUAUGUUCUCAAUAAGAUUAUGCAGGGAUAUUCUGUAAAUAAUGAAAAUAUUCCUGGAAUUCAUUUUCGUAUAUUUUAUCAAGUCACACCAUCCUUUCCAUCUUUAGGAAAUUUGAUUAUUUCAUCAUUAACAUUGUUUAAAGAAUCGACAAAAACAGCUCGAAUUGCUUUUACGGUAAUUCCUGCUUGCUUUUUGCACAAUUUUGGUACAUUCAUUUCAAUUUGUGGAGUCCGUCACGAGUAGUUAAAUUGUUGAAGAAAAUCAUUUUGUUUGUUUGGUCUUUCUUUCAUGUAUUUUUUUUACGAUACAUUACUUUUAAGCGAAUACAUAAUUUAAGCGAAAAAGUCUUGAAGAAUAUAGCACUAUAGUUUUUUAAUAAAAAAAUAAAAAAUAUUAAGGCAACAUUAAAUUAUUGUGACGAUUUCCUUAUUAAUAGACAUGUGGAUAAUGAUCAUAUGUCUUUAAACGAUAUGUAGCCAGAAGAACAAUCAAAACUAAAUGUUAUCUUUGCAAAAAUUUAAUUUGUUUUUUGAAGAUUUCAAACUUUAUCGGCAAGAGCUGAAGCUAGGUAGAGGCAGACUAAACAAAUGAAAAUUUAAAAUUAGUACUGUACUAUCGAAUUUAAAAAAUUAUUGUUUACAAUUGGCAGUAUAUAUAUAUAUGAUAAAAGAUUCUUUCUUAUCGUGUGGGUUGCAUAUUUUUUUUUGAACAUUUUAGUAUAUUCUCACUGUUUUCACGUGUGAAUCGAUUGGUUUUGUUCAGAUUGAAAAAUCAGUUUUUCGCAUUUUGCGAGGAAAUGCAGCAAAAUUGGUUAUAAAAUGUCCCAGAAGAAAAGUUUGUGCCUGAAAUUUUACAUCAUUUGCAAAAAACAGAUUUCAAAAUUGGUUGCGGCAUUGCUGAGAAAAUAGCAAAAUACGCUUUCUGUAAGCAAGCAAACAAGUA
Chironomus riparius is the source of this 3225-nucleotide messenger RNA. NCBI's taxonomy places the organism in Eukaryota, Metazoa, Arthropoda, Insecta, Diptera, Chironomidae. The record is from the annotation of a GenBank genome assembly.